GAGGACUGCUGGUCUGUUUACAUGUGCCGUUUAAAGCUGAAUUGCAGAAGUUUAGAUUUUCCGCUUUUCCCCCCAAUUGGCUAGUAGUGUUCUUUAUGUCUGUAGCCGUCAAAAUGUCACAGUCUUUGCUUUAAUUGUUAAAGGAGAAGAAGGAAGUCGGCUGUAUUUUGUCAGUAAAUGAUUAUCAGUAUCUACCCUCUGUGCAGAGGAAUGAGGAAGUUCAAAAGCGGCAACUAAAAGAGGAAGACAGUCUCUCACUAACAUACAGGUGGAACCUCUCAUGGACUCAGCACCAGCUUUUGUGAGGUUUUUCUAAUAUAGCAAUGGCUACAGCAGUCUUCCCAAAUCGGAUGGAUCCUCCAGAUUGUGUGGGCUCCUCAACUGAACUGAGAACUCAGGGUGGCUCAGAGAACAACCUGAAGUUUAUUUGUGAGUUUAGGCCUGAGGAAGGCAACAGUGCAGACAGCGAUUAUGAGUCUGUGACUGUCAUCCUCCCUGCGCAGUGCAGCAUCAGCCAGUUGAGGCUACGCAUCUGCAUGAAGGCACAAGAACAAAACUGCCAUCCUGAUCCACUUGCAAUAUUGGAUCCUGAGAAAUACAUCCUGUUGUAUGCCAGAGGGGACGACUGGUAUGAAGCCCAUGAUGACUGUCAGAUCAUCCGGACAUUAGAUAUCCCAUGGUCACAUGAUGAUUCUCUGUGUCUAGUGGCGCACAUAGUAGCAAAGCCUCUGGUCGCUGGUGAUUCAGAACAAAAGAAAAGUCAACAGGAGUGUUUGACUUACUUGAUUGGACAUGACCUGGACAAUGAGGCGUCAGACAGACUUGGUGAACUUACAGUCACCCGGAGGAAGCUGGCAUCUCCACGAAGGCUGGAGCUGAGGAGUCGGGAUGAGGUUCUGUAUGCCACAGAGCCCUGGGUUACCCAGGCACCCAUCCCUAAUGAGCUGGAAGAAUGGCUAAACAGGAAGCUUCGUCUCACCCUGCACUACAUGAGCAAGAUCAGCUUCAGCAUACAGGUUGAUUUGAAGGCAACUCCAAAUGUUCUUCUUGAGGUUUUUAGAAGGGUUAUGGCAGAUCAAAGGGUCGAAUAUAACACUUCUGAAGAGUUGGUUUUGAAGGUCUCAGGGAGGGAGGAGUUCUUGUCUGGUGAAACCAGUCUUUGUGAUUUCCUUUGGGUUCGACAGUGUUUGAAAGCCAAUCAGGAUCUCCACCUUUCUGUUGUCCCUGUCUCACAACUUGCUGCAGAUACUGUCAGAUUUGAAGACUGGCCACUUGUUGAUGGUUUCAGUGGUCAGUUCAGCUCCCAUGAUGAUCUUAGUCUCCUAGGCAAAUAUCUGGAUGACAUCUUCAUGAUUUCUUUGUGGGACUGCAACAGAAAGUUCAGAGUGAAACUGCUUGGCUUUGAUAUUCCACAACUGCCAAACAAGCCCCCUCACUCUGUCUAUGUUGAAGCAUCCAUACUUUACGGCGGCAAAGUCCUCUGCUCAGUAUACUCCCUUCCCAAGAUUUUUGGAGAUGAAGUACUUUGGAAUGAGUGGCUGGAAUUUGACAUUUUCCUCCGGGACCUGCCUCGUGGAGUCAAGCUGAGCUUUACCAUUAAUGCCUGUGCUAGCGACGUCUCUCCAACAACCAGGGAGCCAAAGCCGGGAUUCUCCAGAGACUCCAAGGUUUCAGUCAACAAGCAUACAGACACGCAGAAAGGAAAGACAAAGAUCCUUUACUUUGUCAACCUCCUUCUCAUAGAUCACCGGUCUGUCCUGAGUCAGGGUCCCUACACCCUGCACAUGUGGUCCUAUCCUGACCUGGAGGACGGAGCCAUCACCUACCAAGCCGAUAAGCUGUCCUCCGCUACAAACCCACAUAUAGAUGAGUCCAUGGCCAUCAGCUUCCUUCUAGACCGCUACAGCUUCCCUGUGGUUCUCCCAAACACCUUCAGCCACAAUGACGGGUCUGACAGUCCGACCUCCGACCUGUUCCCUGACAAAUCUACUUCCUCAACCCAGUGCACUUCAUCCACCACUGAUUCUCUUUCUCCACAUGGGAAAUUUCUUCUGCCUCCAAAGACUGACAAGGUAACUCUGAGGUCUCCAUCACCCGUCUUUAACACCAAGAGGGAUUACCUCAAGAGGUUUCGGGAGGAGAGUGUCCAGUAUGGCUCCAACCUUCCCCACUUCUUGCGUAAUAUUAACUGGUUGGAUCGCAGGGUGGUGGAGGACGUGCACUGGCUACUGGGACACUGGGAUCCUGGGGAACUGGAUGUACAUGUGGCGCUAGAGCUGCUAAGUAUGGAUUUCCCAGAUGAGAUUGUCAGGAAACUAGCAGUAAAGAGACUGGAGAGUCUACCCGAUGAUGAUGUGCUCAAAUAUUUGCUACAGCUGGUGCAGACCCUGAAAGUGGAGCCUUACCACGACAGUUUUCUUGCUCGGUAUCUUAUUCAAAGAGCUCUGCGGAGCAAGAGAAUCGGCCACUUCUUCUUCUGGUAUGUGCGCAGUGAGGUUGCAGGGUGCCCAUACUUCCGCCAGCGCAUGGCAGUGAUUCUGGAGGCCUACCUGCUGGGCUGCGGCCAGGCCAUGAUCGACAGCUUCACCCAGCAGGUGCAGGCCGUGGAGGCCCUGCAGGAAGUCGCGAUGAUUAUCAAGAGACUAUACCCAGACAAAACAGAUCUUCCUUCCUCAGCUCCACUCAAGCUGCAGGAGCUCCUCAGAACCAGUAAUCUGCCAAAUGAAUUCCUAUUGCCCUUUGACCCCCGCAUCAAAGUGGGAACGAUUCUGCUGGACAAAUGCAAAGUGAUGGCCUCAAAGAAGAAACCUCUGUGGCUGGAGUUCUCACCAAUGCCAUCGCCCACCUCCAGCACACCCGUCGGGAUUAUCUUCAAAGAGGGAGACGACCUCCGACAGGACAUGUUGGUCAUCCAGACGUUGGUGGUAAUGGAGUCCAUCUGGCAGGAACAAUCUCUGGACCUUAACCUGAUUCCAUAUGGAUGCAUCUCCACAGGACACAACAUAGGAAUGAUUGAAAUAGUGAGGAAUGCAGCGACCAUUGCUGCAGUGCAGAGAAGCCACGGCGGAACGACUGCAGCCUUCAGAAACGAUGCUCUGUUUGAGUGGCUCAAGUCCAAGUGUCCACUCCAGGAAAUACACUAUAAGACAGUGGAGAGGUUUGUGAAGUCCUGUGCAGGAUACUGUGUGGCCACCUACGUCCUGGGAAUAGGAGACAGACACAACGACAACAUCAUGAUCACCGACCAAGGAAACUUGUUCCACAUCGACUUUGGUCACAUCCUGGGUAACAGGAAGCACUUCCUUGGAGUGAGCCGGGAGCGGGCACCGUUUGUCCUCACACCCGACUUCUUAUAUGUAAUGGGCAGGGUCAAAGGUCGAAACAGCCUCUACUUUCAGCGGUUCAGGGAUACCUGCACCCAGGCCUACCUCUUACUGCGCUCCCACUCCCGUCUGCUGGUCACGCUGUUCUCCCUCAUGCUGCUCACCGGCAUCCCGGAGCUGAGCGCCGCCGAGGACAUGCGCUACCUGCGGGAGGCGCUGCAGGAGGACCAAACUGAGGCUGAGGCCAAGGAGCAUUUCCUCCAGCGGAUCGCAGAGUGUGAACACCUGGGCUGGACCGUACAGGCCAACUGGUGGAUCCACAUGGUGGCAGGCAUCAAGUAGAACGUGCAGGAAGUGGGGAAGCGAAAUGUCUGAUUUGUAUUUAGGCUUUGAGAAAUGGAUGUUGUGUUCACGCCUAGCUUUUCAGGCUAUGAGACGCAUUUCUUUCUUUCAUCAUCUUUUUGAAUUCAGUCAAGUUGACUCUUUUUACAUGUGGAUGUGCUCAGCACUCUAUUUCUUGUUGGCUUCUGAUAUUUUAAAUUUUACCCAAUCACUAAUGUUUGGCCAUGACAUGUGCAAUACAACAGACUGAUGCUAACAAGCUUACUGGAAAUUGCCUGCUCUGCAAACAAGCAUCAGAGAACAGCCAGCAGAACGAGGCGUUGAUGUUAACUCAACAAUUGGAAGAGUGACCGACGCGGACCGAUGGCUUCGUUCACUUCCUCUGUUGCCAAUCGAUAAAACUACAGACAAUUCUGAAUACCAACGAUAACGUUGAUUUUCUGCACAAUGACAGAAAUGGCUUGGUAAAAAAUUCUACCAGAGGCAAUCCACUUCAAUGGGAGAAAGCCUAAACAGAGCAGUGAAGUGUGAUGUGAAUCAAGCGGACUUGUGUUGGAAGUCAAGGGUCAGGUUACCAGAUAUCAGCACGGUAUUUUUUUUUUUUUUUUUUUGCAGGGACAAUGUAUAUUGUACUAUUAUAAAGAGGUGUUUUGAUUUAAUUCGCCAUGACAAUAUAUUAUUAAAUCUGAUAUAAUGUACAAAAUACUGUAGAUCUAUACUAGAUCGCAUCUCAAUUUCCUUUAAAUUAUCCUGAAAAUAAUUUUUAAAAAAUUUAAUAUAAACACUGAGCCUCACUCGUACAUAGCCAUGUUUUUAUUAUUUGUCUUAUCUAAAAUGUCUUCUCUGAUGCUGUUGUGACAGCAUCUGUUCUUUCUUGGGUUUAAUAAAGUUUGUAUCGGACCAAGCGG
Messenger RNA from Xiphophorus couchianus (Monterrey platyfish), 4573 nucleotides. RefSeq names its product phosphatidylinositol 4,5-bisphosphate 3-kinase catalytic subunit gamma isoform. Lineage: Eukaryota; Metazoa; Chordata; Actinopteri; Cyprinodontiformes; Poeciliidae. Gene Ontology annotation, molecular function: 1-phosphatidylinositol-3-kinase activity; 1-phosphatidylinositol-4-phosphate 3-kinase activity. Gene Ontology annotation, biological process: phosphatidylinositol-3-phosphate biosynthetic process; phosphatidylinositol-mediated signaling; cell migration. The coding region runs from base 324 to 3665 and encodes 1113 amino acids. The record is from RefSeq and is a predicted model, not a curated record. The transcript is spliced from 13 exons. Gene Ontology annotation, cellular component: phosphatidylinositol 3-kinase complex, class IA; phosphatidylinositol 3-kinase complex, class IB; plasma membrane.